Messenger RNA from Zootoca vivipara (common lizard), 4636 nucleotides. RefSeq names its product cyclin J (gene CCNJ). Lineage: Eukaryota; Metazoa; Chordata; Lepidosauria; Squamata; Lacertidae. The record is from RefSeq and is a predicted model, not a curated record.
UGAGCCCCUUUAACAAUGGACGGAGGGAGAAGCUCCGCCGGAUGGCGACGGGCGACGGGCGCAGCUCCCGCGGGAUGCCGAGCCUGAGGCUGCUGCUGCAGAUCUGCGUUCGAGUCGGUGCGAUGCCCGGGGAGAUGCCCGAGGUGGAUCUCUUGCUGGCCCGGGGGCUGUAAAGAGAGAAGUGGAACUGGGCAAACUCCGGGCUUCGGUGCUGCUGCUGCUGCCGCCGCCCGCUGCUGAUUCCCGGCCGCCUCACCCUGUCCCAUGGAGCUAGAGGGGCAGUGGUGGAAAGGACAGCUCGCUGCCGACAUCCACCAAGCGCUUCGUUACAAGGAGCUGAAGCUUCCAUCCUAUAAAGGCCAGUCCCCCCAGUUAAAUCUGAGAAGAUACUUUGCAGACUUGAUUGCCAUUGUGAGCAAUCGCUUCAGGCUCUGCCCUGCUGCCCGCCAUCUUGCUGUUUAUCUCCUGGACCUCUUUAUGGACCGUUACGACAUAUCCAUUCAGCAGCUGCAUGUGGUGGCUCUUUCCUGUUUGCUUUUAGCAAGUAAAUUUGAAGAGAAGGAAGACAGUGUGCCUAAACUUGAACAGCUAAACAGCUUGGGUUGUAUGACUAACAUGAACCUGGUACUAACCAAACAGAACUUGCUGCACAUGGAGCUGCUGUUACUAGAAACCUUUCAGUGGAACCUCUGCCUCCCGACAGCUGCUCACUUCAUUGACUAUUACCUCUCCAUUGCCGUUCACGAGUCCGAUCUUCACGAUGGAUGGCCAAUGGUUUGCUUGGACAAGACAAAGUUGUACAUGGCAAAAUAUGCCGACUACUUUUUGGAAGUAUCCCUGCAAGAUCAUGCAUUUUUAAAUUAUGCCCCUUCGUUAGUGGCUGCUGCAUGUGUGGCUUCUUCAAGGAUUAUCUUGCGUCUUUCUCCAACGUGGCCAGCAAGACUCCAUCGCCUUACUGCGUACUCCUGGGAUUUCCUGGUGCCAUGCAUUGAACGAUUGUUGGUAGCCCAUGAUAAUGAUGUAAAAGAAGCCAACAAGCAAAAAGGACAGCACGGUUCUCAAGCGGCCCAGCACAGUUUAUUUCAAACAACCACACAGCCUCCACAGCAGCACAUACCCCCGUAUGUUCAAGCACAUCAGACUCCUCAGCAGUAUCAUCCAACAGCGCAGCAGCAAAACUGCCAGCAGAUUCUGCCAUCUGGCCACACGUCGUCUUAUCCACUGCAGACUUGCCCAGCUGGUUUACAAGGUGGUGUCCAGGCGAGAGGUCAUAUACAGACGGCUGCUGGAAUGUCACUAACUGUCCCCAUAGAAGUAAAGCCAUGUAUAAGUGUUUCCUACAACCGAAGCUAUCAGAUCGCUGGACGUUAUCCUUGCAUUACUCCCUGCUUUGAGAGGUGAUAACUACAGCAGAAUGCUGCAAGGAGGACAGUCCUCUAUUUUUUCCUCUUAACAGCAGAGAAGUAGUUGAAUACUUUUUUUUUAAAAAAAAGGUAACUCAAUUGCAGGAACUGCUAAUAUGAGAUUAUACCUACUGGUAAGGUGUUAAUAACCUGAGAAGGGUGGAAUACUCCCCGUUCACAGCUGUUGUAUUUGUUCAGUUGAAGCCUGCGCUUAAAAUUGAUGCUGAGAAACUGCUGCACUGGCUUAGUUUGUCUUCCCAUGAAGAGGAAUGAUCCCGUGUGGUUCUAAAGGGACCACUGCGUCUACCCUUCGCUAUACAGUAUUGAAUAAGACUUUAAACUCCACCAAGUGCCAUGCUUUCCUUCAAGAUGGAGAGCUAAAUGGGAGAGAGGAGAGAACCUCUUGAUUGAAAUUGGCAGUUCCGCUCUCGUUCAAGAUCUUUGGAUGAGAUUUUGUGUUAGAAUGCCCUUUGGGUUAACUUUUUUGUAUAUCUCAUACUUCAAAGUGCUUUAGUGUUUGCUGAAACCAUUUUAGAGCUAAACUGUCAUACUAACUCAGGGAAUAAUCAAACUACUUUGAUACUGGUGUAUAUCAUUUAAGUAGUGUUCUUGGGUUUCUCACUCAGGGUAAUGGCCAUAGCAAAUACCAAAGGGAGUUCAGAUACUCAUCCAGACUACUCCCUUAAUCUAAAAUUGUGCUUUCUAUUGGGAAGAAUGGUGUGCUAUCUUCAAACAAAACCAAUGUUGUAGCAUAGCCAACUGAAUAUUGUUUCCCCUAGUUUAUGUAACCAACUAUUUAUGACCCAAAUCCCCCCCAAUUGUAUGAAUUCCUACUUAAAUAGGGAGAAAGUACAAUUGAAAUCUUUUCAAGAAGCAUAGCAUUGUACAUGAUAGUUGCAGAGCAGAUACGGGAUUGAAGUUCUCAGGCUCUACCAGAACAGCUACCACUUCUUGUUUCUACAAUCGUAUUAAUAGUGAUUCAGAUAUUUUUCUGAUGUGAACUAGAUAGUCCUACAAAGACUGCUAAGUGCAUAACUAUCAGAAAGGUGAUAGUUUUUAGCUAUUUAAUUUCUUAUACUUGGGUUCAUACCCGAAACAGAUUGGCAAAUGGGUGAACACCUUACAUCUUCUCUAGCUUACUAUCUGAUGUAGAUGGGAGAAGGAAUCCAUGAUGGUUGAAGGCAGAAGGUAGCACUUGCUUCAUGAUGUCUAGGGAUGGAUUAAGCUUUUCAGAAGAAUAGUAUGAGUUGAUAGGGGAAAGUAUAUAUAAAAAUUGCCACAGAUUUUCCACACAAAAGGGACCACCCCCAAACACUUGGUGCUUUGAAGAGAAAUGGCACUGCUUGGUUGAAAAGGCUCUCCUAGAGCUGAAUAUGCUGCAAGAAAAUACUCUUUAAUUUAGAGGAGAAACAAUCCUCUGAGGCAAUUAUUUUAUACCGUAAUAUAUUUUCAGAGUGUCUUUGACAAAUGUGAGGAGUUUUUGAGAGAAGGGAACAUUCUGAGAACACCAAUUUGAUAAAAGUAUUGUCUUGUUUUCCUCUCACAUGCUAUCCUUUAAGGGGGCAGAGAGAAGGUUACAAAUAGAAGAGGUGGAGGUCUGAUGAUAUCAUUUGUGGUGGUUUCACUUUAAUAUGUGAGGAUGAAGGACUACAGAAUGCAUCUGAAAGGAAAAGAUACUCAACUUAGUUUGUAAUACUAUAUGUAAGACUCUUCAUUGUUUGACUACCUCAAUAAUAUGUUGAAUGUACAGUCUUGUGGUAAUCCAUGACUUGAAAUAACAGCAGGUUACUUGUUUUGUUUUGUUUUACAUUGGGUUCAUUUUCAUCCUCCAUGUGUGAGACAGCAAACUAGAGUUACUAAUACAAAAGAAAUCUAUUUUGUAGGCCUGUACACUCAAACAUUAGCUGAUAAUUAACACUGGAAUUAUGGGAGGGUAAUUAGUUAACAGCAAAGCCUAUGUGUAAUAGGGUAUUACUUGUAUUUAAGUCAUCGGACUUAAAAGGAUCCACUAUGUGCUAUUGGGUUUGUGGUUUUCUGCUCUGAAUUUUUUAUUUAUUUAUUAUUUAGCCUUUUGAGUUUGACAUACUAGCAGGAUAUUGACAAUAGAAUAUGCACUGUGAACCAUUUCCAGUUCUUUUAUAUAUAUAUAAAAAUGGGUUUGGUCAAUCUCAACUGAAUCCACACACUACUUGAAAUUCCGACUAAAGGAAUUAUGUGUCGUGGUCAUGCAAGAGAAAUGUCUACAAUAAAAAAAUUCCAGCUGAGUGCCAUGUACUCAUUUUAAAAAUAAAACUAGUUUUGAGCAAUCAUCUCUCUAGUGGUGUGUGCAUUUGAGUGCAGCAAGUGAAUAGAGCUCAUUCCAUACCGUAUGUAUCAGCAUGUGUUUUUUUAAUAUGCUAACUCUACAAACAAAAUAGGCAGGAAAUACUUUUUUUAAAAAACAUCUAUAGCAAAAAAAGGUCUGUACUUUAUACUCCACCACUGACACAUCCUCCUCUCCUAAGAAGGAGAGGAAGCAAGACAGGAAAUGUUUCUGUAUUAGGUUAUAAACAACUAGCAAUAGAACUAUAGGCUAUUUAUGCUGAAAUCACAUUGAAAUCAGCAUGGUUAUAGGGCAAUUGCUAACAGGAUAACAUAGAAUUCUACAGCUAUUCAACAAUGUAUUUCUACUCUUGUACUAAAGGAAAUACAAAACAUACAUAACCACAAACUUGGAAGAUACAGACUAUUGAGCAUAGGAUGGUAUGCAGGAGUGUCUCCAGAAUGAACCAAAUCCCUGGUUAAUAUGCCAUUUCAGACAUUAUCCCAAGGUAAAGGAGGUUUGGUCCCUUGGCUUCAUGGUGAAUAUUGAUCCAAGGGUGCUUUUGCUGGGUAGUCAUUGGAAACACAAGUCCUUGAACCAGCAAUAUAACAUUUUGAAUCUGGCUAAUUUAAAUCUUGCAAUAUAGAGAUGUGUGCAAGGAAAGCUUUUAUUUUCUGAUUAUUAAAAUCUUUUUAAUGCUGUUUACCACUGCAGAAAGUAAAUGAAAGCACAAGUUAAUACAAUUACAAACGAACAGCAUUUUUACAUAUAUCUAGUAAGCAAUAUGUGAGGAACAUUUAAGAUAUAAUCUCUGCAAAAGCAAUGUGAAUCUCAAGACAUAACUUACUACUUGCUGAUAUGAGUGAACAUUCAGACAUCACAACCAGCAAGCACCUCAAGGCUGCACUAAAAUUCUUGAUUCCUGAAGAGU